Molecule: messenger RNA, 1065 nt
Organism: Ziziphus jujuba (common jujube)
Lineage: Eukaryota; Viridiplantae; Streptophyta; Magnoliopsida; Rosales; Rhamnaceae
Exons: 1
Coding region: 118-921 (267 amino acids)
Source: RefSeq, a predicted model, not a curated record
AUUUUUAGAUUCAUUUUUUUAAAAUUUUAUUAUAUUAAAUAGAAAUAUCUUAACCUAUUCACUCGUCUUCAGUACAAAGCUAGAAAUCGUAGAGCACUAAGAAAUUCCGUCAACGAUAUGUGUAGGUCGACGGACUAUCACGGAGUUCACUUCAACUACCGUGACCGCUUAAAGAUCCUAUCUUUCUUUGUACGGUUCUCGGGUUUGCGCUCCAGGAAGCCCUUACCCGAAUCCUUAACCCUCCUCUACCUCCCUCGCAUCAAUGAGAACGCCCUCGAGGUCGACGGCUCCAAGAUCCGACCCGAUUCGCAGGCCUUCGUUUCGCUCUACCGCUCCGUCAAUGCGGAGACGAAUGGCGUCGAGGAGGUUGUCUUCGGGAGCAGAGAGAGGGUCCGGGCCAGCGAAGGUAUACGGUUCGAGGUGUAUUUUAAGGAGGAGAAGGUGCUCAAGGGAAUUUUCAGGAAAGAUGAGGACGGCGAGUGGAAAUUGGAUUGUAAAUGCGCGCUCGAGAGUGACAUGGUCGGUGGUAUGAGGGUUUCGGAGGCGGAGGUUUGCGUGGAGGUGGAGGGUGACGUGGCGAUGAGAGAGAAUGUGGCUAUGGUUGUCAAGAGGAAACGGAAUGGGAGGAGAGGUUUUAGUGGGCUGGAGGAGAUUCCAGAGGAGAGAGAGAUAGGUUAUGAUGAUGAUGAUGAUGAAUCGGACGGAUGCGAUUGCUCUUAUGGUUGUGGGGAGACGGAGAUUGGAUUUGACGGUGGGGAUUUACACAAGUCCGGCUCUGACGGUGAGUUGGUAGAGCUAGAGAUGGAUAUGGAAGGUGUAAGAUGGGCCGUGGAUGUGGGUAUUUGGGUCAUGUGUUUAGGUGUGGGCUUUUUGGUUUCCAAAGCUUCUGCCAAGACCUUGAGGCGUAAAAGAUUAUUGUGACGAGGGUGUUUAUUUAUUUAUUUGAUAAUUGUAUAAAUUUCUUCGACUUUUUAAAAUUUCCUUUGUAAAGACUAGACCCAAUUUUGGAUUUAACUCUCAAAUCAAAGUUGUGUGAUAUUAAUAGAAGCCCUAAGUUUUUGUGUA